AUGAAAACAGUUCGGCAUGUGACCACUGACAAAAUAACAGCUGACAUGUGGGAAUGGAGAAAAUAUGGACAAAAACCCAUCAAAGGUUCUCCGAGUUAUUACAAAUGCAACAACAUGAAAAAAUGUGACGCGAAAAAGCAAGUAGAACGAAGCAGAACGGACCCGAGCAUGUUUAUUGUGACAUACAUCGGAGAUCAUGAUCAUGAGAAACCGCUUCUUCGGAACAUGCUUUGCAAAACCUCAAGGGUCAAGCCAUUAACGACCCAUUUACCUAACACCUCGCAAACCAAGGCACCCACCAACCCUGGGAGCGUUAGUUUAUCGGGUAUUCCUCCCAUGCUGGUGUCAGAUCUGCUAGAGAAUGGUGACAAAACAGUUAACCAUAGCGAACUUGAAGGCCCUGACAUGGAAAUAGAACCUAAAUCAGUCUCCGAUGAUGAUGAUGACAUUCUAAUACCUAUAUCAGAUCUGCUGGAGAAUGGUGACAAAAUGGUUAACCAUGGAGAAGCCGAAGGCCCUAACUCGAAAAUAGAAGCUAAAUCAGUCUCCGACGAUGGUGAUGACACUCUAGUACCCAUAUCAUAUCUGCUGGAGGACGAUGACAAAAUGGUUAACCAUGGAGAACCCGAAGGCCCUGACCUGGAAAUAGGACCUAAAUCACUCUCCGAUGAGGAUGAUGACAUACUAAUACCUAACUUUGCUGCCAUGUCAAACAUCUUCGAAAUGGGAUAUCAAUCUUUUGAUGGUGGAGUCACUCACAUGGGCGAGUUAGAUCCUAAUUGCACGCGGUGGUUGAUCUAA
Molecule: messenger RNA, 801 nt
Organism: Lotus japonicus
Lineage: Eukaryota; Viridiplantae; Streptophyta; Magnoliopsida; Fabales; Fabaceae
Product: probable WRKY transcription factor 27
Exons: 2
Coding region: 1-801 (266 amino acids)
Biological process (GO): regulation of DNA-templated transcription
Cellular component (GO): nucleus
Molecular function (GO): DNA-binding transcription factor activity; transcription cis-regulatory region binding
Source: RefSeq, a predicted model, not a curated record